CGCCGUAUAAUCCAGCGAAAUCAGUCGAAGAACUCGCUAUCAGACUCCAAGUCUCAGUCGCCUCGCGCGUCUCUAAACACUUCGUGUCGUUCGGCACAGCAUGGAACUGGUCGCUCAAGUCCAGGGAUAUCUCUCUUCAUGGUCUAAGAACGGUGAAUCCGAAUGUCGAAACCUCCUCGUCCCUUUUCACUCCAAUCCCACCGAUCCCCGAUCCUCCAACGCAUUGACCACCGCCUAUCACACCCUCCUCCUCUCCACCCUCGUGACCUGGCCAGCAAAAUACACCCUGUCCUCUGAUGCUCUGAUUCGUUUCGUGGAGUUGACGCUCCAGGGCCUGCCCGGGACGUCACACGACGCCUCACCGACUCCGAGCGCCACGCAGGCGUUCGGCGAGUUGCUCGUGGACACUAUCUGGGCGACGGACGAACAGCUGGAUAUUGUGGUUGGAGAUGCGAAGGCGGCUGCAGAGGCCAAGGCGAAGGGUGAGAUUGCGGAAAGUGAUGCGGCUGCGACGGUGAAGGCGAAGCAGAACGCGGAGAAGGAUAAGGAGACUUUGGUUUAUAUCACGAAGCAAUUAUUGCGUGCCGGGAUCUUGGACCCGAAUUUGUGUCGGGAAAGGCUCGAUAUGACAUUGAUCGUGAAUGCCGGGCUCUGGGCGGACAAGCUAGCCUACGAGAAGAAGGAGAUCAGGACACGAACAGGUCUCUUCUACAAGCAGACCAAGUACAACCUCCUCCGCGAACAAUCGGAAGGCUUCUCGAAGCUCGUCGCGGAGGUUACGAGCUCGCUACCCCCGCCACACUUAGCCUCUGCUGCGCUCCCUGCUGAAUCGCAUGCGGAACUCAUCGAGCGCGCACAACCGGUCUGGGAACGCGUCGUGAGCAUCGUCGGGUACUUCGACCUCGACCCUAACAGGGCCCUGGACUUCAUCCUCGACGUGUUUGAUGUCCAUUUGACAACGCAUUGGAGUUUCUUCCUCGUUCUCCUCGGACUGUCGCCUUGGAAGGGGCACAGUGUUGUACAGGUGGAAAAAGAGAAGGGGAAGGGAUUGUUGGAUGUGAAUGGGGAUGUGGAGAUGGAUGGUGAAGCAAAGGUGUCACCCUAUGCGGGGAAGACACUGGAUGAGGUACUGACGAUCGCGGAAGGAGAGAACGCACCGCGGGCUAUGCCACCACCGAAAGGGAGCAACCCGAGGGUGUUGGCGCAGGUCUUGGGCUUCAAGUUCCGCCAUUAUCAGUCUCCGGACGUCCCAGAGUCAACUCCACAGUCGCUCGACUUGACCGCCGCGCUCCUUAUUCGAGACGGCUUUAUUACCCUAGAAGAUCUCUAUCCUCACCUCACGCCCUCCGAGGAAGACAUGCAGGACGUAGAACAUAUAGCUUACAUGGCGUCCGUCCAGGCCCGAAUAAACGCUGUCAAGUUCAGUAGCGCUCUCGCCAUGGCUGCUCCCCUGGAAUCCAGAUCAUCGCGCUCUGCAGCCUCAGCAACAGAUUCAAAGAAACCUGCCGCGACGCUCUCUGAACCGAAACGCAUCCCAAAUCAGAAACUUGGCGUCCUCUUAGCACUUCUAGGUGUUGGAGCCCUUCGUCCCGCACUGGCCAUCCUAUCAAAAUACCGGUGGAUGGUCGACGCCCAUCCCCAGAUCGCCGACCUCUUAUUACGCAUCUUGAGACACUCGGUAGACCCGCUCUACCAAUCCAACCAGGUCCAGAAAGAACACAGCCCUUCGUAUACCCAGCCCAAAGCACGCUAUACCGGCAGCGGAACGCUGCAGGUUCCUACGAGAAAGGUGAAGCUGUCGACUACUGCGCCUACGCCGACUCCGACGAGCACGGUGGAGUGGGUGUAUUUCUACCCGCUUUGGAAGGAUAGGGUGCCGUUGGCGACGACGAUGGAGGAUUUGGUGGACGUGGUCGAGCCGUUGAUGGCUUUUGUUGGGUUGCAGAUAUCAAGGGAUCCGAUUUUUAUGACGAAGUUCAUGCGACUUGGUCGUUCGCAGAUCAUCAAAGACCAGGCUCCAGACGCGAAAUACAUCGACCCGGAACAUCCCACCGGUCAAUUCUGGAUCAAAAUCCUCCGUCUCUACCUUCUCCCCGCUCUCCCCCUCAUCCGUGGCAACGCAGUCUGCACCGUCGAAAUCUGGAACCUCCUCCGCCAAUUCGAAACGACCGACCGCUGGAGGCUCUACGGCGAAUGGCGCAACCGGAUGUACUCCUCGCACCCUGAGCUGCGCGUCCGACAAGCAGAAACAGACCGCGAGGCGAAGGCAGUCCUGCGGCGGCUGACGAAGGAUAACGUGCUGAUGUACGAGGGCACGGUGGCGAAGCUCGCGCAUUCGAACCCGCUGCCAUUUUUUGCGCUCGUCGUGCAGCAGGUCACGGCGUAUGAGAACAUGGCGGAGACGGCGAUUAAGUCGAUGCGGUAUUUGACCAAUAUGGGAUUUGAUAUUCUUGGGUUUACGAUCUUGGACGCGUUGGCGAACCCGAACAAGGAGAGGGUGAAGGCGGACGGGGUUAAUACUUCUGAUUGGCUGCUCAGUCUCGCCGCGUUCUCAGGCGCGCUCUACCGUCGCUACGCCGCCGACAUCGGUCCCAUCCUGCGCUACAUUGUCAACCAACUCUACAACAACCAAACCUCGGACAUCGUCGUCCUCCGCGAGCUCAUCCGCCACAUGGCCGGCAUCGAGCCCCUGCCCAGCAUGACGGAGUCCCAAAUCGUCGCGCUCGCAGGUGGACAGACGCUGAGGAUCGAGGCGAUCGCGUCGUAUACUAGGGGCGCGAAGCUCGACCCGGGCGAUGUGAGUUAUAAGGGCCCUGGGAGGCUGGGGAGGUAUUUGUUGGAGACGGAUUUGGCGAGGCCGUUGCUGGUGCAAGUUGCGCAGAUGAGGCAGUCGGCGGUGUAUCAAGCACAGAAUACGCCGUUGAAGAGCUUGUCGAAUCUGUUCGAUAUGACCCAUGGCGUGCUCAUGCAGUAUCUGGAGGUGACUACGACACCUUCUAUUGUCAGCCUGAAAGACUAUGAGGAGAAGGUGGUUCCGAAGUUGACGGACCUGCAUGAGGUGUAUGGGAUUGCUGCGCCCAUAUGCAUGCUCAUCAUCCGACCGAUCGUACAAGCUGCCAUCCUGUCUGCGGCGUUGGCUGCACAGGAGCAGGAACGCGUCGCCAGCGAGGAGGCUGAGAAGAGGUUGAAGGCUGCACUCGCUGCUAAACGGGAUCCUACCGCCUCAUCCUCUCGGAUCGCGUCUCCUAUGGUCGGGGACACGAGCACCGCUUCGAUCACUGAGGGCAAUGGCGAAACGAAGUACACUGUGUCGGAGAGCAAGUCGUCGGGCGAUGUGGAUAUGUCACCGCCGGUCGAGCAGAGUCCGUGGUUGCCUCAGUUGAAGGAGUACUUCGACGAUCUGAAGAGGAUUGCCCCGAAAGAGGCGAUGAACAUAUUCGGGCCCGGAUUCUAUGCUACAUUCUGGCAACUGUCGAUGUACGACCUCGCACCACCUGCCGCCAAGUAUGAGGAAGAAGGGCAGGCACUACGCGCCCUCGCUCGUUCAGAAGAUGGGCUAUACAAUGCGGCCGAUCGUUCUCCAAGUAGGGCAAUCAGACAGACCGCAUCUGCACAUCGACAGAAGAGAGACCGGUAUACGACGACCGUGAACUUGUUGGCGCAAGAGUUUAAGGAACAGGCUACUAUGCGGGAGGUUACCCUCAAGCGGUUGGAGAAGGAGAAGACACAUUGGUUCCCGAAUGCUACGAAGGCGGCCGUGCUUGUGUCGGCUGUCAUCGAACACUGUCUCCAGCCUCGAUCCCUUCUAUCGCCUAUGGACGCGGAUUACUGUGCUCAGAUCAUCAAGGUUCUACAUAACCUGGGUACACCUGGCUGGUCUACGCUCAUGGUCUACGACAGACUCCUUGGCGAUCAUGUUCGGGUGGUCGUGUUCAGUUGCAGCGAGUACGAGGCCAGGAACUAUGGUCGUUUCCUCCGCGGGAUUCUCACCGAUCUCCACAAGUGGUUCAAGGAUGAACGCGCCUAUGUCUCCGAGAACCGCGUCAAGGGCAAGACGACCUGCCUCCCCGGUUUCCAACACGCCUGGUCCAAUAAACCCGUGAUCGAACAGUCGGAUAUCUUGAGCUGGCAUAAUUUCCAGCAGAUCGUCCGCAAGUGGCACAAGAAGCUUUUCAAGUCUCUCGUGGAUUGUAUCCAGACCGGAGAAUUCAUGCAUGUGUAUAAUACCCUCUUCGUCCUGAAAGAGCUCAUGCCUGUCUUCCCGCUGGCCUCGGUCAUGGAUCGCAUUGGUCCAGGUCUGUUCCAGCAGAUCGAACAUCUUGUUGAGAAGGAGGAACGUGGAGACUUGAAAGUCCUCGCUCAGUCUAUAAGUGUUGGUAUGACGAAGAGGGAGUCUUAUUGGGCACCGCCGAAGAAUGCUGCAGCGAGGCCUGCCGCUCCCUCUCCGAAACCGUCUACGACUACAUCCACUGACAAGACGAAGACCAAUGCUCCUCCCAGUGGCCCAGCCUCGUCUCAACCAAGCGACAAGGCCAGACCUGUGGUCGCUCCUACUCCGUCAGCACCUCGUGCCCAACUGGUCAAUGGUAACUCUAGUGGCAGAGAAAGCCCUGGCCUCUCAUCCACGAAGUUGGCCAUGAAUAGGUGUGUUUAUUUGUCGCACAACAUCACAUCAUUCGCUGACUUCAUCCACAGUAUCCCUCGACCCGAGGUCGUGAAGCGAGUGCGUCCCGAGCCAAGAUCAGACACCCCGACGCAGCCAGCUACAAACGGACGAGGCACGCCUUCCAAACCGGCAGAGCCGAUGAACGUCGAUCCUCAAUCGAAUUCAGACUCAAAAUCCUCUGCUCCUACCGGUGACUCCCGUUCUUCGCUCAGAGACGCCGCCAGUGCUCUUCGGCCGACACGUAACGGAAACACCGGAACAUCCUCGAACGCACCCAGCCCACGUCCAGAAUCACCAGCUUCUCUCGCAGCCCGCAAACCUCUGCCUCCUAUCAAAACCGCCACCCCUCCUGCCACGGUGCCACAGACUGGUAGUGCCAGCGCCACAAACGGUUCGAUAACAACAGCAAAAGCCCCUCCACAGUCGCCCAGAAGUCAUCGGCCUCUUGACGAGAGAGUGGCAGCAGCUCGCGCGGACGUCCCAGCUCCGGUGAUGCCUCCGCCCUCGACCCCGAGUCAGACCGUUUCUGCACAAGAGUUGCGAGAGAGUGCGAAGCAGACGAUUGGGAGGAAGCAGGAGGUUGUUGAGGAUAAGUCAGGGAAGGCUCCGCCCAGUGAACCUCGUGGGACUCCAAGACCAGGGACUCCAAGACCAUCCUCGCCCCCUCGUCAUCGUUCGCCGUCGCCGCCUACGCGUCCUGGAACGAGGAACACGAGUCUGGAGAGCAAGAAUAGUGGUGGUCGCCCGAAGGCUGACCGCGAUGGUGAGCGAACGUCGGAGAGCAAGCGGGAUGAGAGGGAUAGUAGCGCCAGGCAGGAGCCGAGGACUUCUGACCGCCGUGAUGCUGCUCACGGAAGAGAACGUCGCGAGCGUACUACAUCAGGUCGGGACGGCGAACGAGAGCGUGAUCGUGACAAGGACCGAGGAAGGGAUAGGCAUGGAGACCGUGAGAGGGACAGGGAUCGGGAUCGUAGGGAACGCGACAAGGACAAGGAGGAUCGUGACCAUCGGGACAAAGACCGUGAGCGCGGUGAUAGGCAUCGCAGAGAUGAGAAGGACCGGGAGCGAGAUAGCAGCAGGAGGGAGAGGGAUGGUGCCGGUCGUGGUAGUGGUCCUUCAACGGAUGAGAGAGCACUACCCACUCGCCCAGAUCCUUCACGGCAUCGCGCCCAGCCCACGAGCGAUGAAGCUCUUGGAAAGCGACGGCGUCCGGCUGAUGAUGAGCCCGAGCGUGCUUCUAAAAGAAGAGACAAGAGCCAUCGUGAGGACAGGGGUCGCCGGUCUUCAGAGAAGGAACAUGAUAGAGGCAGAGAUUCUGACCGACGGAGGCGCGAGCGUGAUGGUACAGAUGGAGAUAAGGCCAGCGAAAAGAGGCCUCCGGAGGGCCCCGCCGCGAUCAAGAACCUGCCAUCCGCUCCCAGAGCUAUGGCGUCUGUGGAGCCAGCCAGGAGCAGCAGCAAAAUCGAACCGUCAUCCAACGGACGUGACCGUUUAGGAAAGGAUACUGCUCCUCACCUCACAGCUUCAGGACCUGCCGGGGUCACCGCGAGCGCUCGACAAACCUCUGCGACUACAGUAGCUGCUACUACUACUCCUGCUGCUGCUGCUUCUUCCGUACCCGAAUCGUCUGGUGGAGGCAGCCUCCGAUCCCGCAUCGGUGAGAGAGAAAUUGCUCGCCUUCCGCAAGCGCCAAAUGCUUCGCGUGGAGAUGCGCCUCUUACCACUGAAAAAGGACGAGAUGAUCGUGUUCCAGAGACUCCGAAGAAGCGCACAGUUGCUGAACUCGAGGCUGAAAAUCCUCCUCUACCACCUGCUGUCGAACCGCCAUCUCAACCGCCAAAGAGGAUCAAGCUCAACCGAGGCCGUUAUGCUGACCCUCCUAGUGGAAGUAGUGGUGCACCCGGUGCAGGUGCCUUCGCGAAGAAGAUGCUGCCCAUUGAUCCUCAGGCGGGUGAUAAAGGACGUCCUCCGAGAAAGAACUGAGUCGCCGUAGUGUAGUCGUCGUUCUUGAGUUGGACUUCUGUUCGUUUUUGUCCUUCGUGCAAGGCGUCAUUUUCGUUCCAAUCUCAAAUUUGCUGUCGAUUGUCUGUCGCAAUUUUUUCUUUUCCUUCCACUUCAAUGGUCCCGGUUGUGUUUCGUCAAUAUUCUGUAUUUUGUACUACAAUAUCUAUUGCACAGUGAAGAUGGAUCCCCCGC
Messenger RNA from Stereum hirsutum FP-91666 SS1, 6862 nucleotides. RefSeq lists its product as uncharacterized. The record is from RefSeq and is a predicted model, not a curated record. The transcript is spliced from 20 exons. Gene Ontology annotation, cellular component: THO complex part of transcription export complex. Gene Ontology annotation, biological process: mRNA processing; mRNA export from nucleus. Gene Ontology annotation, molecular function: mRNA binding. NCBI's taxonomy places the organism in Eukaryota, Fungi, Basidiomycota, Agaricomycetes, Russulales, Stereaceae. Bases 101 to 6649 code for a protein of 2182 amino acids.